Exophiala oligosperma is the source of this 825-nucleotide messenger RNA. RefSeq lists its product as uncharacterized. The coding region runs from base 1 to 825 and encodes 274 amino acids. The transcript has 2 exons. Lineage: Eukaryota; Fungi; Ascomycota; Eurotiomycetes; Chaetothyriales; Herpotrichiellaceae. The record is from RefSeq and is a predicted model, not a curated record.
AUGGCUCAGACUUCUCAACUUCUAGGGUCCAGCAACAACAACUUCUUCGAGCCUCCCAAUCUUGGUUUCCCUUACAGCGACGUCUACGUUGCGUUGGAAGGAGACAGCGAGAGCCGGCUCAUUCGUCUUCUGCCAGGUUCAGGAGAAAGCCCAAUACAUUGCAAGCUGAUCAACAAUGUGAACUUCCGAGCCCAGAAAGCUGCCGAGCCAAACUAUGAGGAGAGGGCAAAUGCUUGGAUUCGUGACAAUCUCGAGCAAUUUAUGGCAAAUCCACUUCUCGCGACAACAUAUUUAAUCAACGAGCACAACCAGCAUGCCAUGAAGGCUCUUGAAACUAAUUAUGCAGCAUUGUCUUACUGCGCAGGGGAUCCCAACGACUUUGAGCCUAUAUGGGUUGACGGCCAUAAGUUCAAUGUGUUCCGCACCUUAUUCAGAGCGCUGAAGCGUUUCCGUCACUCAACCGAGCCUCGACCCCUAUGGGUGGAUCAAAUAUGUAUCAACCAGCGAAACACUCCCGAACGGGACGGUCAGGUCUUGCUAAUGAAGGACAUCUAUGAGAACGCCGACUCUGUUAAGAUUUAUCUCGGUGAGGAGGAGUUCUUGAAUGGAUCACGGAUCGAGCGCGAAUUGCGAAAAGGGUGGUACCAGCAUUACACUCUCAACUUCAACAGCGACGAUAUAGCAUCGAACGACGCAGACUUGAUGUCGGCGAUUGAUAGCAUGCGUCGCUAUCUCAUCGAUGCUGCACUUGGCGACUUCUGGGUCGCAUUCUUCUCUUUGCUUGAAAAACGUGGUGGCGCCGAUGUUGGGUCAUACAAGAAGUGA